This is a messenger RNA of Hevea brasiliensis (rubber tree), 1808 nucleotides long. RefSeq lists its product as uncharacterized. The transcript has 4 exons. Bases 238 to 1443 code for a protein of 401 amino acids. Lineage: Eukaryota; Viridiplantae; Streptophyta; Magnoliopsida; Malpighiales; Euphorbiaceae. The record is from RefSeq and is a predicted model, not a curated record.
AAACCCUCCUCACCAGAGAAAAGAAAGGGGGAAAGAUCCCUUUGCAGUUUUGUUCUCAACCCUUCAGCUACGCUCUCUCCUCGUCCAACUUCCACGCAGCCACCCCAACGCGGGCGACGAGCGAUGCUUGAAGGACGCUAUUCUUAAAUUGGGGAAGUCCAUUUCCUUUGGCAACUCAGUGCAUUGAGCUGUUAGAGAACACGGAGAAGACGGUUUUCUCAGCUGCUGAAUUUUGCAAUGGCUUUUCUGUUUAACAAAUUUCUAGAGGCUGUGAAAGUUCUUGCAAAAAGUCCUACAUUUGCCAGAGAUCCAAGGCAACUACAAUUUGAAGCAGACAUAAAUCGCCUUUUCCUAUAUACCAGCUACAAUCGUUUGGGGAGGAAAGUUGAAGAGGCAGAUGCAGAAGAGAUCAUUGAAAUGGCUAGUAAAGCUUCUGUUGCUGAUCAGCAGAAGCUAGUCCAAGAAAACAUCCAUUCUCAAAUUGAAAAUUUCUGCACAGCUAUGGAUGAAAUUUUUCUUCCUGAUAUGAAUAAGAAAAAUGAGCCAGGUGAAGCACUUGGACAGUCAGAUACUGCUCGUAAAAGUGGCCUUAGUUGGGCGGUUGGAAAGAGUGGUCCGCCUACUGUUUCUCCAGCUAUACCUGAGACAAGGCCAUUGAAGAGUGCUGAAGUUUCAUGGAGGUUGAAAGAUCUCAUUGGCUACACACUUAGUCUAAAACCAUCUCGGAUACCCCACAAAGAAGCUGGACAAGGCUUAUUUGUAGAUGGUGAAGCUGAUGUUGGCACUGUGAUUGCCUUGUACCCUGGCGUAAUAUACACCCCAGCUUAUUAUCGCUAUAUCCCUGGAUACCCAAGAGUUGAUGCCCAUAACACAUACUUGACCGCAAGGUAUGAUGGUACUGUAAUCAAUGCCCGGCCCUGGGGUUCUGGAGGUGAAGCCCGUGAAGUGUGGAAUGGAUUACUUGUACCAGAAAUCAGUCCUAAUGUGCAAAGUCGAGAGAAAGGUUCGGAUCGGUUCUGGAAAAUGCUUAAUAAGCCUUUAGAAGGGAUACGAGUUGGUUGUACUAGUGAGGUCAUAGAGCGGAGGAACCCAUUAGCUUUGGCUCAUUUUGCCAAUCACCCAGCAAAAGGUAUGGCUCCAAAUGUUAUGAUAUGCCCUUAUGACUUCCCAUUGACUGAGAAGGACAUGAGAACCUAUAUACCAAAUAUACCAUUUGGCAACUCAGAAGAAGUGAAUAUGAGAAGAUUUGGCAGCUUUUGGUUUAGAUCUAGGUCAAAAAAAAGUGGGGCCGAUGUUCCUGUUCUGAAGACUCUUGUCUUGGUUGCUACUAGGACACUUUGUGAAGAAGAAGUACUGUUGAACUACAGGUUGAGCAACUCAAAGCGAAGGCCAGAGUGGUAUAUUCCAGUGGAUGAAGAGGAAGAGCGAAGGAGAUGGAGCUAAGUAACGAGUGAAUGUUGACCUUCAAAAGUGUUGUUUAUGCAGGGUUUAGGCCUCUCAUGGAGCAUGCUUAUGUUGCACCAGGGAUCUGGCUUGAAGUUUACCUCAUUUUCUUUAAUUUCAAGGAAUUGAACUCACUUUUCAGCCUCUUAAAAGCUACAAUGUCUAGGUUUGAUAGGUUGUACUAUCAAUUAGAAUAACAGGAUUAGAUUUAGCAAAAAUUUUUAGGGGUUGAUAAUUUUGAAUUACUUGGUUUUUAAUCACUUGUUGAUACUCAAGUGGUUUAACUAAAUUAAAAACGUUGAAUCUUUGAUAUGUUGGAAUAGAAGCUUGCUACUGUAAUUGCAGUGCAAUUGAUGUUGACGACA